CACACAUGUAUAUACGCGUGCAGUAUAAAACAUGUACGUGCAAUGUUGAGUUUUACAUUUUACGUGCGUCAAGCUAUUUCGCUGUAAAUAAAACUUCUUAUCUUUAUGAAAUAUUACCGUAGAAAAAUAAUUAUUUUAAAAGGAUAAUGUGAUUCUUUACGACCGUGUACGUUCUUGCGAUAAUAACUUAGUUAAACUCUCCUGAAAGAACUGGUGAGCACGAUUCAUUGACAUCGUUGCUCACGAAGACUUAUUAGUAUCUCGUAUGCGUUGAAUGAGUGAAAGAUACACAGUUUUCUACUGUUUAAUGUCUUUUGUCCUGCAUCCUGGCAAAAUUGUCCGACAGUGAAUAAUGUCGACUAAUUUGAACAAAGACUGCCUUGAUCGGAGUCACAUUUACAAACUGCAACGCUGUAAUAUGUCGCUAUAAGGAAUAAUGAAACGAGUUACGAGGAAAAAAAAGUUCUUUAAAAAAUUUCCAUUCAACCGGAGCAAAUUAUGUUUCUUUUAACGAUCCGUCGAACUUAAAUUGCAGGAAUAUCUAUGAUCGUUGAUGAUUUUUAAUUACCGCGAGAGAACACCUGUGAAACCGUAUCGAAGAUAGCGCAACGGAUCAUGAAUGUGGUCAGCAUAGCAGAGAGGCGGUGUCGAGAAGGUGGUUGACACGCCUUCGCAUCUUUGAAAUGAUCGAAAGCGUAUCACGAAGAGCGUUGAGUGGCUCCAGUGGGAGCUACCACGUUCGUGGUGCUGAAUUAGCAAGGAAUCGUAGAUUGAAAUCUCUUUCUGCUACUGUUGUCUUUCUCGAUGACACACAACACACAUUUCAACUAGAUAAAAGAGCAAAAGGACAAACAUUAUUAGAUUUAGUAUUUCAACAUUUAGAACUUGUUGAAAAAGAUUAUUUUGGCUUACAAUAUGCUGAAAAUGGUGCCACAACAUGUACAUAUUCACCAGAUGUUAUGGUGGACAAUUCUACUUCAAAGUAAAAUUUUACGUAUCUGAUCCUAGUAAAUUACAAGAAGAAUAUACUAGAUACCAAUUUUAUUUACAAAUAAGAAGAGAUAUUCUUCAAGGAAAACUUCAAUUACCACCAAGUACAGCAUGCCUUAUUGCUACUGAGUUGGGUGACUAUCAUCCUGAAGAACAUGGACCAGGAUAUCUUUCUAGAUUGCAGUUGAUACCAGGACAAACUGAGGAAAUGGAAAAGAAAAUAGCUGAACUACAUAAACUGCAUAAGAUUCAACAAAUAAAGAGAUACAAUUAGGUGUAACGUCUAUAGGUUUAGUAGUAUUUCAAAAUGGAAUAAAAAUCAAUGUUUUCUCAUGGUCGAAAAUAGUAAAAAUAUCAUUUAAAAGAAAACAAUUUUUUAUUCAACUGAGAAGAGAACAGUCAGAAAACUAUGAUACUCUGCUGGGCUUCAACAUGCUAACAUAUCGUAGUUCAAAAAAUUUAUGGAAAGCAUGUGUAGAACACCAUACAUUCUUCCGGCUUCACAGUCCUAAAACAAGGCCAAGGCGUUUUCCACUUACUUUAAGCAGUAGAUUUACAUAUUCAGGACGUACAGAAUUUCAAACAGUUGAAGAUGGAAAGCACCGAGCAAGAGUAGAAAGAACGUUUAUACGAUCGCCAAGUAAAAGAUUAGUACACGGAGUAACAUCAGGCCCAAUUAUCGAAGAGAAAGGAAAAUUAUCAGUGCCUCCUGGACGACCACCUAGACCAUAUGAUAAUAAAGUUCAAUCUCUUGGUGCUCGUGAACCUCGUCGAGCAUGGGGUGAAGGGAAUCCUAGUGAUGAUGAAGGAGGUUUCUUAUCUCUCCGUGAAGAAAUAACGAGUUCGCAUACACAAGGCAAUGCAUUUUCGCCUGUAUUAGGUUCUAGAGUUUUAAGUUACGCCGACGAUGAUACAACUGCUGAAAGGAACAUUUAUGAUCUUCCUGACUAUAGCGAACCUACAAGUUCGCCUGCUCCUCAGAUAGUAGAAGAUGGAUUAGUUACGAUAUCUCUAACGCCAGAUGAACAAGGCCGAUUUGGAUUUAAUGUCAAAGGUGGUUUAGAUCUAGAUAUGCCUAUUUUAGUCUCGAGGGUCGCUCCAAAUACUCCCGCUGAUCGUUGUUAUCCGAAAUUAAAUGAAGGAGAUCAGGUAGUGUAUAUAAAUGGAAUUGAUGUCAGUGGUUUGUUACAUGAACAUGUAGUAAAUUUAAUUCGUCAAUCUCGUGAUUCGGGUUCCGGUGAGCUGACAUUAACUGUGAGACCGAAUGCUUUAUACAAUGCUCUAGCUGGUACUGAUGAAACAUCUGAAGAAGAACCUCCAUAUAGGUAUGUUCCGGAUGCACCUCAUGCAGCUAUCGGGUCAGACGCAUUAGCACAGUCGAUGUUGCUUCUUGCUGAUGGUCUCGCAAGCGGUGCUUUAAUCGCGCAGUAUGAACAACUAUAUAGAAAAAAUCCUGAACUCACAUCUCUGGAAUCCAAAAAGCCUGAAAAUCAGAGCAAAAAUCGUUACCGAGAUAUUUCACCAUGUAAGAGAAAUGAUGUUACACGGGUGAUACUUAUGGGCUCUGCAAGUGGAGAUUAUAUUAACGCUAACUACGUAAACAUGGAAAUACCGGGCUCUGGUAUUAUCAACAGAUAUAUUGCCACUCAAGGACCUUUAUCCUCGACUGUUGCUGAUUUCUGGCAGAUGGUUCUCGAAGCAGGCAGUACUCUCGUUGUAAUGCUUACAACUUUGGUCGAACGUGGCCGAGCAAAAUGCCACCAAUAUUGGCCCGCGCUUAAUGAAACUCUUACGUUACGAAAUCUCACUCUUACGUCUACCGCUGAAAAUAUUGAAGAUACUUUUAUAUUUCGAGAAUUUAUACUCCGUGAUAUUAAUACUGGAGAAGAAAGAGAUAUAACGCACAUGCAGUAUUGCAGUUGGCCAGAUCAUGGAGUUCCCAGCGAUUGGAAACAAUUCACUACAUUUACCGAAAAGGUACGGGCAGCUCGAACGGGAAUAGUGGAACCCGCAGUUGUUCACUGUUCUGCUGGAAUUGGCAGAACAGGUGUUUUAGUCCUAAUGGAAACGGCACUGUGUCUUAUCGAAGCGAAUCAACCCGUAUAUCCAUUAGACAUCGUGCGAUCUAUGAGAGAUCAAAGGGCAAUGAUGAUACAAAAUGCUGUAAGUUGAAAUUUACAAAUCAAAUUUUUAGAUUGAGACUAACUGAUUAUGUGUAAAUCUCCUUUAUAUCUAAUGAAAAAAAUAUACUUCUUUUAGAGUCAAUAUAGAUUUGUAUGUGAGGCGGUCCAUAAAGCUUAUAGCGAAGGAAUAGCUAAGCCACUUCCUGAAUUCAGUAGAUGAAAAUAUUACAAAUUCGGAAAGCAUUGUAAUUACCAUUCUCUUUACAUUUUAUCAAAAUAUCACUUCACUAGAGGAUAAUUUUAUAUUCUGACAAUAAUAUACUUAUAAUAUUUAUUAAUAGGAGAGAUAUAUACUAUUAUAAAUAGAUAUUUUCUAUCCGUUACGAAUAUAUUUUUUAUCUAGAACUUAAUUACGCGAAAAACACCACAACUUUUCACGCCUUAGAGCUUACCCUCUUUUUAAUUUACGUACUAACAUUUGUAAACAAUGAAAUUUCGAUAAAAUUAAGUUCACUAAUAAGCUAAAUUUAAGUUAAUCUCGAAGUAUUAUUUGAAAUAAUUGUUUCUUACGGCUUGCUCCCAUUAUUAUUACUGCGAUCAGUCUUUAUUUCUAUCCGUAUAAAAUAUAGGCGAAGGUAUGGAAAGUUAAACUUCAAAUGAUGCUGCUAAUAUACUUUUACAUUUAAUAUACUUUUAUUACGUUAUAAAUUACAUUAAUAUACUUUUAUAUACUAAAAUUACAAAAAUCAAAUUCUUUCACUAGACAUAAUUAAUAUUUUGUUUGCUUUAAUUAGUAUUUUGCUAAAAUUUCAUAAAUUUUAAUUGUAAUCUUAUUUAAUUAUUGCUCACAUAGUGAAUUAAUAGUAGAAAUAUCUUUAUACAGAAAUUAAUAUAGCGCCUUAAACUCUGUAAAUGUUUUAGUAUAUUAGCAAAAAAUUUAGAAAUACAUGAGGUGCCAAUAUAAAGAUUGCCUUGAAAAGAAACCAUAAAAUAUUACGAAAUAUAUAAACUAACACAAAAUUGAGAAAUAUCGAAUGUAUAAUCAAUCUAAGUAAGUUACAGUAUGUGAUUGCAUAAAACAAAGCUACGAAACAAUUUAUAAAUCAUUGAAUAUUGAUAAGAAAAUGUACACGUAUUUAUUUAUUUUAUCAUAUUGAAAAUAAUAAUAUAUUUAUAUCAUAAAAAAAUUUUAACUCCUGGCGAUUUAUUGUUAUUUUAAUCUCUGAUUAAAAAUAAUAUUUUUCUUAUGGCAAUUAACGUUAAAUUCCAUUUAUAUAAUGUAUAGUUUAGUUUCUAUUGAAAUAUCAAAAUCUAUUUGCCCGUCUUACAAAAGAGCACAGAGUUUAAAUUGCAUUUUUUUGCAAUUUUGUAUGAUAAAAAAAAAUACAAUAAUAUUCUAAUGUUGAAUAAGAUUAUUUUAAAAUAAAAUUGAGAAUUACGAAGAGUUUAUGUCCUCGCUUUAGCAACUAAUUUAAUAUAAUUUCAUACAAAAUAAAAAGUGAAUCAAAUAAAGUAAAAAUAUAAUAUAUAUUGAAAAAUAUUUCACCCCGCGAAUAUCUCAUUCAGAAUUUUCAAUAUUCUUUGAAUUUUCUAAUAAUGCUAACAAAAUGUACUAUUUUUUAUAAUCGUAUCAUGUGUUCUACUUUCCGCCCAUUUUUAUAAUGUUAAGAUACUUUUAUGUUCUAUACAUAUGUAACGUAUAUUAAUGAAAUUAUUUUUUACGCACAAAAAUAUGACUCGUAGAUUAUCUAAGUAAAUCCACGUAACAAUCUAUAAGUUGAUAAUACAAUUGUAUGUACAAUUAUAAAACAGUACAUCCAUGAAGGAAACAAGAUCAUAAAAACUAAAUAAAAGGUCCUACUUACAUUAUAUAUUACAUAAUGUUGUACAUUUGGUAUAAAAUAUUUGUACAAAAUAGAAACUCAAUAAUGCAAAGCAUUCAUUGUUUAUGUGUACAGCAAAACAUUAUGUUAAUAAUAGAAUAUCAUAAUAUGUAUGUACAUUAUAAUCAUUUGCUGUAUUUUUUUUUUUUUUUUAUUUUGUUGAUGUAACUUUUUUCAAAAUCUUGAUAAAUUAUCUGUGAUUAGGAUUGAAUAGUAAUUAUAAUCAAAGGAUACGUUUUCAUUUCUUUAAUUUAUAUACAAUAGUUUAAUUAAAUGAGGCUAAAAAUCAAUAUAAAACAUAACAUUGUUGUAUAAGCAAGACUGGAUUGCAGAGGAUCAUGUUUCAUUGUUGAAUACUUCUGAUAACAAGCGAUUAAGAAUUGGGUGAAUCUGUUAUACAUAACAGUAAGCACAAUGUUAUUUUAGUAUUUUUCAAAGUAGAUGAUUAUCUGAAUUAUUAAUAGUGCCUUGUAUGUGUGCAUCCAAAUCAUAUUCAUAAAACAAAAAUGAAUACUCUAAUAAUUGUUAUAUUACAACAGUUUCACCUGAUAGAUUUCUUUUUAAUUCCAUUUUAUUAUUGUUUCUUUGUAACAUGUAUAUUUUCUUGUAUAAUUGCCUAUAAUUUUUUUUAUAAUUUAUAUCCUCAAUUAUGUAAAUAUAUUUACAUUUUAUUCAACUCUUGUUUCAUAAAUCAUAAUUUCAUAUGAAUUGCUAAUUAUUUAUUUUGUAAUUAUGAUUAUAUUAAUAAAAUAAUAUCAUAAUUAAUGAUAAUUAUAGUUAAUUAUAAGUUUAGACUGGACAGCACUAGAAUGCUAUAUUAUUUUGAGUUCAAUUUGAAAAUUUAAUUUAAUAACAUUUUUUUCCUAUUAAAUUACAAUAUUUUUAUAUUCUCAAAUAUUAUAUACAUUUAGAAAAAUAGAAAAAAACCAUGUAAACCAGUAUUAAAAAUUGAAAAUUAAGAUAUAUUGAAAAAGUUUAGAUAUAAUAUUUUAGAAUUAAUUUUUAUUAAAUAGAUACAAAAUACAGUAAUAUCUAG
This is a messenger RNA of Heterotrigona itama, 6032 nucleotides long. The record is from the annotation of a GenBank genome assembly. NCBI's taxonomy places the organism in Eukaryota, Metazoa, Arthropoda, Insecta, Hymenoptera, Apidae.